AUGCGGCGCGGCGCGGCCUGGGCGCUGCUGCUGGCCGCGGCCCUGGCGCUCGGGGCGCGCGGGGCGCGGGGCGCCGUGGCCCUCGCCGACUUCUACCCGUUCGGCCCGGAGCGCGGCGACGCCGUCACCCCGAAGCAGGACGACGGCGGCUCGGGGCUGCGGCCGCUCUCCGUGCCCUUCCCGUUCUUCGGCGCCCGGCACGCCGGACUCUACGUAAACAACAACGGCGUCAUCUCCUUCCUGAAGGAGGUGUCUCAGUUCACCCCCGUGGCCUUCCCCAUCGCCAAGGACCGCUGCGUGGUGGCAGCUUUCUGGGCAGAUGUGGACAACAGGCAUGCUGGCGAUGUCUACUACCGGGAGGCCACGGACCCGGCCAUCCUGCGCAGAGCCACGGGGGACAUCAGACGCUACUUCCCCGAGCUCCUGGACUUCUCCGCCACCUGGGUGUUUGUUGCCACAUGGUAUCAAGUGACCUUUUUUGGAGGCAGCACCUCUUCCCCGAUCAACACGUUCCAAACCGUGCUCAUCACUGACGGCAAGUUCUCCUUCACCAUCUUCAACUACGACUCCAUCACAUGGACCACGGGCACCCACGCCAGUAGCGGGGGCGACGCCGCCGGCCUGGGGGGCAUCGCGGCCCAGGCAGGCUUCAACGCGGGCGACGGGCAGCGCUACUUCAACAUCCCCGGCUCCCGCACUGCGGACAUGGCUGACGUGGAGAGCACCACCAACGUGGGCGUGCCCGGGCGCUGGGCGUUCAGAAUCGAUGAUGCCCAGGUGCGCGUGGGGGGCUGCGCCCACACAACCUCCGUGUGCCUCACCCUGCACCCGUGCCUGAACGGUGGCCAGUGCAUCGAUGACUGCGUCACCGGCAGCCCCUCCUACACCUGCUCCUGCCGCGCCGGCUUCACGGGCCGGAGGUGCCAGCUGGACGUGAACGAGUGUACCUCCCACCCAUGUCAGAAUGGCGGGAUCUGCACCCACGGCGUCAACAGCUUCACCUGCCAGUGUCCAGAGGGCUUCAGGGGGCCCACCUGUGAGUCAGCCCAGUCCCCGUGUGACCACAAGGUAUGUCAGAAUGGCGGCCAGUGCCAGGCAGAGGGCGGCUCCGCAGCGUGUGUGUGCCAGGCUGGGUUCACAGGAGCGGCCUGUGAGACCGACCUGGAUGAGUGCAGCUCGGAUCCCUGCCUGAAUGGAGGCUCCUGUGUGGACCUGGUGGGGAACUACACCUGCGUGUGCGCAGAGCUCUUCGAGGGCCUGCGCUGCGAGACAGUGCGUCCCCCCGUGCUCGCGGCCUGCCUCUCCGCCCCUUGUCAGAAUGGGGGCACCUGCGUGGACGCGGACCAGGGCUACGUGUGCGAGUGUCCCGAAGGCUUCAUGGGCCUGGACUGCGCGGAGCGAACCCCGCACGACUGCCAGUGCCGGAAUGGCGGCCGGUGCCUGGGCGCCAACGUCACCCUCUGCCAGUGCCCCCCGGGGUUCUUUGGGCUCCUGUGUGAAUUUGAGGUCACAGCGCUGCCCUGCAACUUGAACACCCAGUGCCCGGAUGGAGGCUACUGCAUGGAGUAUGGAGGGAGCUACCUGUGCGUCUGCCACACUGACCACAACGCCAGCCACUCCCUGCCCUCCUCACCCUGCGACUCGGACCCCUGCUUCAAUGGAGGCUCCUGCAUGGCCCACCAGGACUCCUACACCUGCGAGUGCCGGCGCGGGUUCCAGGGCCGGCACUGCGAGAAAGCCCGGCCCCACCUGUGCAGCUCGGGGCCUUGCCGGAACGGGGGCACAUGCAAGGAAGUGGGCAGCGAGUACCACUGCACCUGCCCGUACCGCUUCACCGGGAGGCACUGUGAGAUCGGAAAGCCUGACUCCUGUGCCUCUGGCCCCUGCCACAACGGUGGCACUUGCUUCCACUACAUCGGCAAGUACAAGUGCGACUGCCCCCCGGGCUUCUCUGGAAGGCACUGUGAGAUUGCCCCCUCCCUCUGCUUCCGGAGCCCAUGCAUGAAUGGGGGAACCUGUGAGGAUCUGGGCGUGGAUUUCUCUUGCCACUGUCCACCAGGGUUCACAGGACACAGAUGCCAGGCAGAGGUGGACUGCGGCCGCCCCGAGGAGGUGAAGCAUGCCACAGUGCGCUUCAAUGGAACGGGCGUGGGCUCCGUGGCCCUGUAUGCCUGUGACCACGGCUACAGCCUGAAUGUCCCUGGCCACCACAGCCGUGUCUGCCAGCCCCAGGGCGUCUGGAGCCAGCCUCCCCAGUGCCUCGAAGCAGAUGAGUGCCGUUCCCAGCCGUGCCUGCAUGGGAGCUCCUGCCAGGACCAUGCUGCAGGGUACCUGUGCCUCUGCAGCCCAGGGUAUGAGGGUGUCCACUGUGAGCUGGAGACGGAUGAGUGUAGCUCACAGCCUUGCAGACAUGGAGGCGUGUGCAGAGACCUCCCUGGGUCCUUCUCCUGCGCCUGCCCCGAGGGCUUUUCUGGAGUGCUCUGUGAGACAGUGGUGGACUCCUGCCACUCCAGCCCCUGCCAGCACGGAGGCCAGUGCCAGUACGGCGGCGGGACCUACCUGUGUGUGUGUCCAGAGGGCUUCUUUGGCUACCACUGUGAGACAGCGAGUGACCCCUGCUUCUCCAGCCCCUGUGGGGGCCAUGGCUACUGCCUGGCCAGCAAUGGCUCCCACAGCUGCACCUGCAAAGUGGGCUACACAGGCAAAGACUGCACUAAAGAGCUCCUCCCACCCACAGCCCUCAGGGUGGAGAGGGUGGAGGAGGGCGGCAUCUCCGUGUCCUGGAGCCCACCGGAGGGCUCGGCGGCCAGGCAGGUGCUGGACGGCUACGCGGUCACCUACACCUCGGCAGAUGGCUCCUUCCGCCGCACGGACUUCGUGGGCCGCGGCCGCUCCUCACACCAGCUGCGGGCCCUGGGGGCUGGCCGCGCUUACAACAUCUCCAUCUUCUCCGUCAAGCGGCACGCCAACAACAAGAAUGACAUCAGCCGGCCCGCAGCUUUGCUGGCCCGCACACGACCCCGCCCUCUUGAGGACCUGGAGGUGACCAACGUGACAGCCAGUGCCAUCUCCGUUCGAUGGGCCCUGCACAGGGUCCACCACGCCACCGUCAGCGGGGUCCGAGUGUCCAUCCUCCACCCAGAGGCCCCCCAGGGCCGGGCCACUGAGGUGGACAGGAGCGUGGACCAGCUCACCUUCAGGGACCUGCUGCCUGGAAGGAGGUACACCUUGCGGACCACCACCCUCAGUGGGCCUACAGGGGCAGAGAGGCCCACGGAGAGCCUGGCGUCAGGACCACUGCACGUGUGGACCCGGCCCCUGCCACCGGCGAACCUGACGGCCUCCCGCGUCAUGGCCACCUCUGCCCAUGUGGUCUGGGACCCCCCUGCUCCAGGCACCUCUCUGGAGGCUUAUGUCAUCAACGUGACCACCAGCCAGAGCACCAAGAGCCGCUAUGUCCCCAACGGGAAGCUGGCAUCCUACACAGUGCGCGACCUGCUGCCUGGGCGGCGGUACCAGCUCUCCGUGACGGCCGUGCAGGGCACGGAGCAGGGCCAGCUGCACAGCGAGCCCGCACACCUCUACAUCAUCACCUCCCCCAGGGAUGGUGCUGACAGACGCUGGCACCAGGGCGGACACCACCCGCGGGUGCUCAGAAACAGACCGCCCCCUGCUCGCCUGCCCGAGCUGCGCCUGCUCAGUGACCACAGCGCCCCGGGGACGCCCACUCGGCCACCCAGGUUCUCUGAGCUGGUGGAUGGAAGAAGAAGAGUGAGCGCUAGGUUCGGCGGCUCUCCCCACAGAGCCGUCACCGUGGGAUCACAACCCACCACACUGGUGCCACUCGGGAACACGGAGGAGACCGCUGAGCAGGCCCACCUGGCCCUCCGGCCCCCUGGACGUGGUGACACGGAGGAGACCGCUGAGCAGGCCCACCUGGCCCUCCGGCCCCCUGGACGUGGUGACAUGGAGGAGACCUCUGAGCAGGCCCACCUGGCCCUCCGGCCCCCUGGACGUGGUGACAUGGAGGAGACCGCUGAGCAGGCCCACCUGGCCCUCCGGCCCCCUGGACAUGGUGACACGGAGGAGACCGCUGAGCAGGCCCACCUGGCCCUCCGGCCCCCUGGACAUGGUGACAAGGAUGUGGACAGGAAGUCAGAAAGUGCCCCUGGAGGCUGUUCAGAAGAUGCCUGUCAGAAUGGAGGCACCUGUGUGCCGGGUGCCCCUGCCCACAGCUGUGACUGUGGCCCUGGCUUCAAAGGCAGGCGCUGCGAGCUCGCUUGUGAGAAGGUGCCCCGUCCCUGCACACGGCUGUUCUCGGAGACCAAGUCCUUUCCUGUCUGGGAAGGAGGUGUCUGCCACCAUGUGUAUAAGCGAGUCUACAAAGUUCACCAGGACAUCUGCUUCAAAGAGCGCUGUGAAGGCCCCAGCCUUGAGAAGCCCCACACAGGAAACAAAGCAGCAGUCAAACACUGAAGAAAUCUUAAGCCUGAAAACCAUGACCUGACCCACACGCCCUGGGCCUGGACAGCUGGGGCUCUGCUCCUGCGGGCCUUUUCUCCCAUGGCUGAAGACAGGAAAGAGAAAUGUCACCCAAAGGCCAAGAACAACCAGAAGCAAAGGAGUUCUAGGCAUGGCUCCUACCGGAGCUGUAGAUAACUAACAAGGCCAAGGGCUUUGGGGCAAGCUCUCAGGGUGCCCUGGAGAGAGGCGCGUGCUCCUGGCCCACCUCCUAGAGAAACUGCAGGAGGAGAGCUGACAGCAGCCGGUUCCUGAGCCCUAACAGCUCUGCCUCCUCUCUGGCCUCAGCCUCUAAGAACACUCACGCAAAGGCCUGGGAACAACUCAAUCCUGGUAAGGACCAAGAACCCACGGUUACUUGGGUUUGAAAUAUUGAUGUAGGAGUAAGUUACUUGAAAAACUCACCUUUUCAGAACUCACCCAGCAAAUCCACUCCUAUAGAAACAAAUGAGAAGAAACAGCUAAUCAUUAAAUACAAGCUUACCAAACACCUGUUCUCAAAGCAAUGAGGAGAACACAAGGCAAGACUAAAUCACCCAUUCAGAUACCACCAAGCACACAAGAGCUCCUCACUCCAGAGCCGCUGGGAGGAGGCAGUGUCCUCACACCCUCCAGCGGGCGGCCAGCGGCUGCAGCCGCCUCUGCACUCAAACUUAAAGUCCCAGUGCUGAGCCCAAGUUCUGUUCAGGGGAGCAUGCAGGCCUCCACCGCUCUGAGCCAAGUGUCCCUGCGGAUAGCGGGCCGAUGCAUUUCUACAACGCACGUUCCCUUCACUCUCUGCCCGGCCCCACGUGGGCCCCACAGGAAUUCUGUCCUCUGGAGAAAGGCAGCUGCUGCAGAGGACAUGCCUGUCAUUCUCACACUCCCCUCUUCCCCCAAAGGAUCUGGAAUGUGCUUAUUAUUCUCCACCACCUCAAGAGUUUCCAAAACCCGGGAAGAUAAGAGCUAAGAAUUGGAUUGAAAAGGACAUCAAGAUCAAGGUCCACACCACAGAUGGCCUGGCCUGCAUACAUACCAGCCCACCAAGGGACUCUCCAGGACCUGUGCACCCACCAGCUCCCCCGUGUCCCCCCUCCUCCCCGGGAUCCCUCCAAGACCUGUACUACCAGCCCCCAGGGACUCCUCUAAGACCAAUCAGGGCAAGUACAGUAGUGCCUGCUAUCAAUCCCAGGAUUCCAGAGACAUACCUAGUGCCUUUGUGAAUGGUGACAGCUUCCCUGCCCUAGAUAGUAAUACUUCCACAGUGCUCAGAAACCCAUCCUCACAUUCCCACAUCAGAGAGAAAGUGGCUGGGCCCAAACACAAGGAGAAAAGACCUGUCAGCUCCCAAACAGACGAGAAGAGGCACAAGGUGUGGGAUGAGUGAGUCCUGGCCCACUCCCUCCACGCCUCCAUGCUGUUCAUGCAUUUUCCAGAAGGAAACACACUUACUACUAUACUGGAUCUGAGCACUGCAUCUCCAGAAGGGGCGCAGACUUCUUUGUAAAGGCUCAGGCAACAUGCGCUCUUGGCCUGGCCUCUUUGGCAGCCUUCCCACCACAGGUGUGAAACUGCAUAAAGCUUUAUAGACUCAAAUAGAUAGCAAGAAAAUCCUUGGUCUGUGUGAUUCCUGGGCUGAGGAAGCUAGCCCUUGGAUGACAAGUCACCCCAAGGCCCCAAAGACCCCUGGACUUCCACAGACAACAGCUCUUGGACCUUUACCCAGAAGGCACCACCAGUAAGCCUAUAAUCCUAUAGGAGUCUGACCUCAGCCUGUGCAGACACAUCCUCAAGAUUCCAUCUCCAAUGAACCAGCAAAGUGCCAGAAUGGAGGUGUGGCUCAAGUGGUGGCGUGCCAGCCAUGAA
Messenger RNA from Dipodomys spectabilis (banner-tailed kangaroo rat), 6366 nucleotides. It is a transcript of the gene Sned1, whose product is annotated as sushi, nidogen and EGF like domains 1. The record is from RefSeq and is a predicted model, not a curated record. Gene Ontology annotation, cellular component: protein-containing complex; plasma membrane. The transcript has 32 exons. Lineage: Eukaryota; Metazoa; Chordata; Mammalia; Rodentia; Heteromyidae. Gene Ontology annotation, molecular function: calcium ion binding; protein binding. Bases 1 to 4476 code for a protein of 1491 amino acids. Gene Ontology annotation, biological process: cell-matrix adhesion; heterophilic cell-cell adhesion; establishment or maintenance of epithelial cell apical/basal polarity.